Messenger RNA from Agelaius phoeniceus (red-winged blackbird), 762 nucleotides. It is a transcript of the gene CLDN25, whose product is annotated as claudin 25. Gene Ontology annotation, cellular component: bicellular tight junction; membrane. The record is from RefSeq and is a predicted model, not a curated record. Gene Ontology annotation, molecular function: structural molecule activity. Lineage: Eukaryota; Metazoa; Chordata; Aves; Passeriformes; Icteridae.
AUGGCCGGGGGCUGGGGGGCGAAGGCGCAGGGCGGGGGGAUGCUGCUGGCUCUCCUCGGAUGGAUCAGCUCCUGCGUCACCACCUUCGUGCCGCUCUGGAAGAACCUCAACCUGGACCUGAACGAGCUGGAGGUCUGGAACAUGGGGCUCUGGCAGGUCUGCAUCACCCAGGAGGAGGGGGUGGUUGAAUGCCAAGCCCACGGCUCCUUCCUGGCUCUGCCCCCCGAGCUGCGCAUCUCUCGCCUCCUGAUGUGCCUCUCCAACGGGCUGGGGCUGCUGGGCUGCCUCCUGGCUGCCCUGGGGCUGGAGGGCUGGAGAACCUGCGAGGACAAACCCGGGCGAAAGCGGCAGCUCCUGCUUGGCGGGGGAGCCACGCUGGGCCUGGCAGGGAUCACCACCCUGGUGCCGGUCUCCUGGGUCGCCUACAACACCGUCCUCGACUUCUGGGACGAGACUGUGCCCGACAUCGUGCCCAGGUGGGAGUUUGGGGAGGCCACCUUCCUGGGGUGGUUUGCUGGAGCCUUCCUGGCCGCUGGAGGACUGCUCCUCGCCUGCAGCGCCCGCGCCACGAGCACCGACACGCCGCUGGCCCCCGCCUGCCACCAGGGCCCUGCUGCCCCGGGGCUGCCCAGGGGGCACCACCUGCACCCCAAAAAUGCAGACUUGGUCAUCUAGGCCCUUAGGGUGCUGUGCCUGUGCACCUCGUGGCUCUUCCCCUGGCAGGGAGGGCUCCUGCUUGUUUCACAGGAUGAUUUGCUAAUU